Molecule: messenger RNA, 813 nt
Organism: Gossypium arboreum
Lineage: Eukaryota; Viridiplantae; Streptophyta; Magnoliopsida; Malvales; Malvaceae
Product: gibberellin-regulated protein 1
Exons: 2
Coding region: 268-576 (102 amino acids)
Source: RefSeq, a predicted model, not a curated record
AGAUGGUUCCAGUGGGGUUGUUCCUCCACCAGAUAUUCCCCAACAAGCUCACCAUUUUCACAUUUCUUUUUUCAUUUCUCCUUAGCUUACAGCUUAUCAUAUUUCACCAGUUUACUACAACCAUUAAUUAUACUUUUCUUUGCUCUGUCCACUUAACUUUUUGGGGGCUAUAUAUACCUGAAAUACUUCACUUAUGUUCCACACCAGAACACUAAAGACACACAAGAAAACCAAACACGGUUUCUCUAUUAUUUUCUUGUCUUAGUUAUGGCCAUCUUUAAGGCUUUCAUUGCUUCACUUCUCAUCUCUCUUCUCCUUCUCCAACUUGUUGCUGCUGAUCAACUGGUGACAAGUGCCAGCAAGAACAAGGGAACUGCUCCCCCUAAGAAAAUUGACUGCGGCGGGGCUUGUGCGGCAAGGUGCCGAUUAUCAUCGAGGCCACACCUAUGCAAGAGGGCAUGCGGGACAUGUUGUGCACGCUGCAACUGUGUUCCACCGGGGACAGCCGGUAACCAAGAAAUGUGUCCUUGCUAUGCUAGCUUGACCACCCACGGUGGCCGACGCAAGUGCCCUUGAGUGUUAACCGACAAUCGGAACGAAUCUUUCUCUUUUGAUGUUGUUAUGAAAUUAAUAAACGUAUGCAUGGUUUAGUUAAGAAUAAUUCUAAAAAAAAAAAAAAAAAAGUGACCUUUGUAAAGCACGAAUCAUUUUACUUAAUCACUUGUUUUUUUUAGCGAUAUUAUAUGAUGUAUGAUUUCUUAUUUUGAGUUUGAAUAUAUAAUAAAUAAAUAAUCGAAAUUUUCUUUAUUUUUA